AUGACUCGCCCGGUUGUCAAUAUGGAUCACUCGUACUCUCCAGAAUCGCUUGAGCGGAUGUCGAGUCCGGAAUGGGGCCUCGACGACGACUCGCCACCACCUGCGCCCAAAGUCGUUGAGACGCGCGUGAAGUCAGAGUCUGUUCUUCCCUCACAUCCGUCAAGCGUAGACGCUGAAAACGGCUCAGCAGCCCAGGAAAGCAUCUUCGUCUCAGACGACGACGUCAAAGAGGUGACGCCCGUGAAGCGCCAGCCCGCCAAAGUCCAGACAAUACCCGACUCGUCAGAAGACGAUGAACCCAUCGCCUCCACCCGUCAGCGCCACAACCUACGCUCGUCAGCGCGCAAGCCGACCAAGCCGUCGCCGAAGAAGCCCGCUAAGGAGACCGCCGAGAAACCCAGUCCACUACCCACUAGACCGCGACCCAUCUUGAAAAACGACCUGAAAGCCAAAAAAGCCGUGAUCAAAAGCAUCGAAGGCUUCUGGGGCAAGAACUGGGUCAAAACCUACAUCCCCAAAUGCCACCGUCCACUGUUCAAAAACGGCACAAAACGAAACUACAACCGCGCCCACGAAAACGACCCCAUGAAAUGGCUUCCCUUGGUCCUCAAAUCCAUCCUCAUGGUCGCCAAGCUCACGAAGAACCGAAAGUGGCUUGCGGCCACCAUGAACGAAGUCGUCCGCUACCGGGUCAAGAACACCGGGAACCGGAAGCCACAGCUUUGCAGCACGGACUUUGAUGUCAUGGAGGAUAUGUUGGUCAAAGACUGGGAGGUGGAGUAUGCGUUUGGGGUCUGGUAUAAGCAUUUGCUUGUUAAGGCUAAGGAGAUCCAGACUGAAGAGGAUGUGGAUAGGAUCAUGAAAGUUAGUGAGGAGGAGGAUGAUGGGGAGGAGGGCAGUGAUGGAGGUCAGGACAGUUCUGGGGGGUCUGAUUCGGAGUCGGAUGACGAUGUGAAGCAGAAGUUCGGCGGAGGUGCUUCAGAUGGUCACCGGGUGAUGGGUGGUUACCACCAGUCUCCUUCGUCGACACCUCGCGGUAAGAAGCACAAGACACCCAAGAAAGAAGCCGUCAAGGAAGAGUCGCCGACGCCACCUCAUCCUCCGCCGCCCGGUAUUUACGGUAGCUACUAA
This is a messenger RNA of Alternaria incomplexa, 1131 nucleotides long. RefSeq lists its product as uncharacterized. Bases 1 to 1131 code for a protein of 376 amino acids. NCBI's taxonomy places the organism in Eukaryota, Fungi, Ascomycota, Dothideomycetes, Pleosporales, Pleosporaceae. The record is from RefSeq and is a predicted model, not a curated record. The transcript has 3 exons.